UCAUCCCCUUUCUCUCUCUAUACAGAUCGAUAAUUCGUCCCCUCUCCCCGCAAAUGCCUAUGCGACGAUCCUUCCUCUCUCGAAGGGUCUCGCGGUCGUUCAGGGACCCACAGGACGAAACUACGGCGGCGAUGGACGGCGCCGAUGCCGACGAGGCGGUGCCGCCGGAGUUGGACGUGGCUGGGUCGUGGUCGGCGAUGCUACCGGAAUUGCUCGGGGAGAUCAUUCGCCGCGUGGAGGGGAGCGAGGACCGGUGGCCACAGCGGCGAGACGUUGUCACCUGCGCCUGCGUUUCGAAGAAGUGGAGGGAGAUCACCAAGGAGAUUGUUAGAUCUCCUGAUAACUCCGGAAAAAUCACCUUCCCUUCUUGUCUCAAAUUGCCUGGCCCUCGAGAAUUUCCGAAUCAGUGUCUUAUAAGAAGGAAUAAGAAGACAUCAACUUUUUACUUGUAUCUUGCUCUUUCUCCAUCGUUCACUGACAAGGGCAAGUUUCUUCUGGCGGCACGAAGGUUCAGGACCGGUGCCUAUACUGAAUAUAUUAUAUCACUUGAUGCUGAUGAUUUCUCUCAAGGAAGUAACGCUUACAUCGGGAAGCUAAGAUCGGAUUUCCUCGGGACCAACUUCACAGUAUACGACAGCCAAUCGCCGCACAGCGGAGCAAAACCCUCAAGUCACAGGGCAAGUCGGAGAUUUGCAUCGAAGCAAAUAAGCCCCCAAGUUUUCUCGGGAAACUACGAAGUCGGGCAAGUGUCGUACAAAUUCAACCUCUUAAAAUCGAGAGGUCCAAGAAGAAUGGUAUGUUCGCUUAAAUGCCCGAUCUCAUCCCCGUCGUCUUCGGGGGGUGGCUCUUCCCCCGAGCAGAAAUCACCCGAUGCUGCUGCCAAGAUGAAGAAACCCAAGAUGGGACAGACUAUACUGAAGAACAAAGCUCCGAGAUGGCACGAGCAUCUACAGUGCUGGUGCUUGAACUUCCAUGGAAGAGUGACAGUGGCAUCGGUUAAGAACUUUCAGCUGGUUGCGACUGUGGACCAGAGCCAACCGAGCGGGAAAGGUGACGAGGAGACGGUGCUUCUCCAGUUCGGUAAGGUCGGGGAAGAUACUUUCACAAUGGAUUACAGGCAGCCAUUAUCGGCAUUCCAAGCCUUUGCUAUUUGCCUUACGAGCUUUGGCACAAAAUUAGCCUGCGAGUGACACGCGAAAAAAGGGAUAAAUUUGCAAGUAUGUUUCAACUGUAACAAAGAAGAAGACUGAAUGAAAUGUAUCAACCUAUGUAUUUAUUUGCAUGUAAAGGAACAAAUGGCUGUUUUUUCCUAAUCAGUUUGUGUUUUUCUGUGUCUC
Messenger RNA from Tarenaya hassleriana, 1337 nucleotides. Its product is annotated as tubby-like F-box protein 7. Lineage: Eukaryota; Viridiplantae; Streptophyta; Magnoliopsida; Brassicales; Cleomaceae. The record is from RefSeq and is a predicted model, not a curated record. The transcript is spliced from 4 exons. Bases 54 to 1190 code for a protein of 378 amino acids.